CACGGUUUGCCCAGUGCAGAGAGAGGGGCUCCUCCGUGUUCCGCCUCCGUGGAGUAUUUGGGAUUGGAGAGAGACACACGCACACGCACACACACACACAGAGACCAUCUGCAGUGUCAAUGCGGCGCCUGCUCUGAAGACUGAAGUGGGGGGAAAGGAGAGGGGAAAAAGAAUAAUAUAUAUAUUUAUAUAUAUAAACCCACCCAAAAGCAAGCGAGGAGCUUUCCCAGGACAAAAUCUGCCAGGGAAUUGGUGUUUUGAAGACACUUACAGCUUCCAAUCCUCAUUCCCUUGGGAAUACAAACAUUUCUAAAUAUGUCACCAGCCAUGUGGAAGUGGACUUGCCUGGUUUCUCACCUCCUGUUAUCUGCCACAGUGUCACCUCUUGGGAGACAGCAGCCUCCCCACCCAAAAAGGCCCUUCAUCACCUUCACUGGAGAACAAACGGAGGGGAACUUCAACCAUUUAGUGGUUGAUGAAAGGACUGGGCACAUUUACCUGGGAGCUGUCAACAGGAUCUAUAAACUUUCCAGUGACCUGAAGGUCCUGGUGACCCACCAGACUGGUCCUGAUGAUGAUAAUCCCAAAUGCUAUCCUCCCAGGAUAGUCCAAACCUGCAACGAACCCUUGACACCCACUAACAACAUCAACAAAAUGCUCCUCAUAGACUACAAGGAGAAUCGAUUGAUAGCCUGUGGGAGUCUUUACCAGGGCAUCUGUAAGCUUUUGAGGCUGGAUGACCUCUUCAAGCUGGGAGAACCCUUCCACAAGAAGGAGCAUUACCUCUCCGGCGUGAAUGAGAGUGGCUCUGUUUUUGGAGUCAUUGUUUCUUACAGCAACAUGGAUGACAAGUUGUUCAUUGCCACUGCUGUGGAUGGCAAACCUGAGUAUUUCCCCACUAUCUCUAGCAGAAAGCUUACUAAGAACUCUGAGGCAGAUGGGAUGUUUGCAUACGUUUUCCAUGAUGAGUUUGUGGCAUCUAUGAUCAAAAUCCCCUCAGACACCUUCACCAUCAUCCCUGAUUUUGAUAUCUACUACAUCUAUGGCUUCAGCAGCGGUAACUUUGUUUAUUUCCUAACUUUGCAGCCUGAGAUGAUCUCACCACCUGGUUCCACCACAAAAGAACAAGUUUAUACCUCUAAGUUGGUCCGGUUGUGCAAAGAGGACACAGCUUUCAACUCCUAUGUUGAGGUGCCCAUUGGCUGUGAGAAGAACGGGGUGGAAUAUCGGUUGCUCCAGGCAGCCUAUUUGUCCAAGGCUGGAGCCAUUUUAGCAAGGUCUUUGGGUGUUGGCCCUGAGGAUGAUAUCCUCUUCACAGUCUUCUCUAAGGGGCAGAAAAGGAAGAUGAAGUCCUUGGAUGAAUCUGCUCUUUGCAUCUUUGUCCUGAAAGAAAUCAACGAUCGCAUCAAAGACAGGCUGCAGUCCUGCUACAGGGGAGAGGGGACAUUAGAUCUGGCCUGGCUCAAAGUCAAGGACAUUCCCUGUAGCAGUGCGCUGUUAACAAUUGAUGACAACUUCUGUGGCCUGGAUAUGAAUGCCCCCUUGGGAGUAUCAUCUAUGGUGCGAGGGCUCCCCAUUUACACUGAAGAUGGAGACAGAAUGACAUCUGUGAUCGCUUAUGUCUACAAGAACCACUCCCUAGCUUUUGUGGGAACCAAGAGUGGAAAGCUCAAGAAGCAUUGUGUCAAGCAUGCACCAUCACCUCCAAACUGGGAUCCUCCUUGGUGUGGUGAGCAUGGAAUUAGGUUGGAAAUGAGUCGCACGCUCACAGGCUCCAAUGGGAGAUGAGUUGGAACCCUGGAAGAGCCAAGAGAAGCACAGUCGAGAGGAAAGUUGGGAACUACUGAUCUGUGGGUUUCGGCUCUGGUUUCAAUCCUUCAUUCCAAGCAUGCUCUGCUGAUGAUUCCUGACAGGGCUGGGACACUUUUGGUAACAAAACAUGAACUCCCAAGGGACUUCAGUGGGUUUCAGAAGCUCUGUGGGUUCUUGCUUUUCGAUCUGAUGUACUAUGUUGGCAUAGGACCCCAGCACUGUUGUGUUUAAGGCAUCCUGGAAAUGCAAACCACUAUUUCUACUCCAGUCAUGCUGGUGUCUCACCCUGCUGGGAUGCUUGUGGCUGUAGUCUGGAAUCAUCUUUCCCUUUGACUUCAUGUAACUUUUUCUGAACUGAUCCUGGCAAUGUAUUUCAGCGAUGUCGGGCAAAAGGUUAUCGCUGAAAGUGGUGGAGACCUCAUCAUAUUAAUUUUUCAGAAUU
Lagopus leucura (white-tailed ptarmigan) is the source of this 2254-nucleotide messenger RNA. Its product is annotated as plexin-A4-like. Gene Ontology annotation, biological process: semaphorin-plexin signaling pathway involved in axon guidance; regulation of GTPase activity; regulation of cell shape. The transcript is spliced from 4 exons. The coding region runs from base 316 to 1788 and encodes 490 amino acids. The record is from RefSeq and is a predicted model, not a curated record. Gene Ontology annotation, molecular function: protein binding; semaphorin receptor activity. Gene Ontology annotation, cellular component: semaphorin receptor complex. Lineage: Eukaryota; Metazoa; Chordata; Aves; Galliformes; Phasianidae.